This is a messenger RNA of Chenopodium quinoa (quinoa), 3176 nucleotides long. Its product is annotated as ARM REPEAT PROTEIN INTERACTING WITH ABF2-like. Bases 289 to 3003 code for a protein of 904 amino acids. The record is from RefSeq and is a predicted model, not a curated record. Gene Ontology annotation, molecular function: protein binding. The transcript is spliced from 14 exons. Lineage: Eukaryota; Viridiplantae; Streptophyta; Magnoliopsida; Caryophyllales; Amaranthaceae.
AAUUUCACACCACAAUACAUCCUUUGAGACAUGGGUGUACACUCGACCGCCAGCCCCGGAAAACAACCGUAACCGGCUUACCAGUAACCGGACUCGGAAAUCAUCCCCGGCAAACCGGACCCAAACAAUUUGCUUUGGUACAACAAGUAACAAAAACAAACAUGUCAAGCAAUCAGUAGAGAGAGAAAACUUUUAAAAUCCCAAUUACCCUUCCAAAUCUAAUAUUUCUGCUAUCCAAAAUCUACUGAGUCUUUUUUCUUUUCUUCUUCGUCCCUUUGGGCUGCAGCAAUGGGGUCCAAGGAGUGGCAGGGGAAGGAAAAUUCGAGCGACAGAAAAGGGCAAAAACGGAAAUUAGACCAACAACAAGAAGAGAGAGAAUCCGCCAUUGUUACAGGUGAAGCUCUUCGUCGAGAGGUUUCAGCUCAGGUUGAGAUUUUAAGCAACACCUAUUCGUGGACUGAAGCCGAUAGAGCCGCCGCUAAGCGUGCUACUCAUCUUCUUGCAGAAUUGGCGAAAAAUGAGGAUGUCGCGAGUAUAAUUGUGGAAGGUGGAGCUGUUCCUUUAUUGGUGAAGCAUCUUCAGGCGCCGCCGUCGCCGGUUGAAGAUGAUGGGCUGAAGCCGUAUGAGCAUGAGGUUGAGAAAGCUAGUGCUUUUGCUCUUGGGCUUCUUGCUGUGAAGCCAGAGCAUCAACAAUGCAUUGUUGAUGCUGGUGUCUUACCUCUCCUCGUAGAUCUUUUGAAGAGGCACAAAUGUGGCUUGAAUUCUCGGGCUAUUAAUGGUGUCAUUCGGAGAGCGGCUGAUGCAAUUACUAACCUUGCUCAUGAGAAUAGCAGCAUCAAAACCUCUGUCAGGACGGAAGGUGGUAUUCCACCCCUAGUUGAACUACUUGAAUUUAGUGAUGCAAAGGUACAGAGGGCAGUGGCUGGGGCACUGCGCACUCUGGCUUUUAAAAAUGAUGAAAAUAAGAAGCAGAUUGUUGAAUGUAAUGCUCUUCCUUCUUUGAUUCUGAUGCUUAGAUCUGAGGAUUCUGCUAUACAUUAUGAAGCGGUCGGUGUGCUUGGAAAUUUGGUUCAUUCGUCGCCCAACAUAAAAAAAGAUGUCCUGCAUGCUGGAGCAUUACAACCUGUUAUCAGGCUACUCAGUUCAUGCUGCUCCGAGAGCCAGAGGGAAGCUGCUUUAUUACUUGGACAAUUUGCUGCAACCGAUUCAGAUUGCAAGAUUCACAUUGUUCAGAGAGGUGCUGUUCCACCGUUAAUUGAAAUGCUUCAAUCCCCUGAUUUACAGCUGAGGGAAAUGUCAGCCUUUGCUUUAGGGAGGCUAGCACAGGAGUCAAAUAAUCAAGCCGGGAUUUCUCACAGUGGUGGUUUAGUGCCCCUAUUAAAGCUUCUGGAUGCAAAAAAUGGAUCUCUUCAACAUAAUGCUGCUUUUGCCCUCUAUGGUCUUGCAGAUAACGAGGAUAAUGUUGCUGAUUUUGUAAAAGUUGGUGGUCUUCAAAAGUUGCAGGAAGGAGAGUUUAUUGUUCAGGCAACCAAAGAUUGUGUAGCCAAGACACUGAAACGAUUAGAGGAGAAAAUACAUGGCCGGGUAUUGACCCACUUAUUGUACCUCAUGCGCGUGGGAGAAAAAUCUGUUCAAAGACAAGUAGCUUUGGCUCUUGCUCAUCUGUGUUCUCCGGAAGACCAGAGAUCAAUCUUUAUUGAUAACAAUGGACUGGAACUACUUCUCGGGCUUCUCAAAUCCACUAAUACUAAGCAACAACAUGAUGGUGCUGUGGCCCUUUGUAAAUUAGCAAGCAAAGCUAUGACUCUUUCCCCCAUUGAUGCAGCUCCUCCUUCUCCCAUAUCACAGAAUCUUUUAAUGGAUCCAAACAACCCAAAUUUCCGCCAACAAUUUUCUGGUUUUAGUGAUGAUUUGCUAACUAAUCCCGAGUUUCAAUUGUUCUUGCAAAGAAUGGGCAAUACGUCUUUGCAACCAUCUCCACAGUAUCAGACACCCACUCAGUUUCCCCUACGAAACCAUGUUAUUGAAGAAUGUACACCUGAAACUGUACAUGAUAGCAACACACAAUUCAAUGAGAGCGAAGAGGACAGCGUACCAGAGACGCCGCAAUAUCCUCCACCAGUUCCCGAACUGAAAUCCAACCAGGUUGUUGCACGAGCGACUCGAAUUUGGUCAGUUGCGGAAGAUGAAACUCUGAUUGGGUUGUACUUGGAGAUCAGUGAGAAUGCUAUUAAAGGCACGAGCCAGAAAGCAACUUCCCUUUGGCGCGAUGUACACGCAGCAUAUCAACUUGCUCAUGCGGAGAAGCCGCAUAUACUUCCACCAAGACCUAUGAAGAGUCUGACGUCGCACUGGAGAAGGUUGGCAGCAGACACACUACAGUGGAUAUCUUGCUAUGAUGAAGCAGGUAGACUUCCGGAGGGAGGGAGUGGUUACAACGAAGCUGACCGUAUAAAAAGUGCGUCGAAGCUUUUCCAUCUCGCCCAAGGUCGUAAUUUCGCUUUUCCUCACGCUGUUGAAAUGCUUAAUAGAGAUCCAAAGUGGAGGCCAAAGCUGAGAUGGUCCUUGUCAAAGGAGGAAAGAAAAGCUGUUCGUGAUGUUGAGGAGCAAGGUAGUGCUGGAAGUGGGAAGAGGUCCAGAGAUGAUGGAGGGGAUGAAACCCCUACGGAUGGUUUUUCAUCUGGAGGAAUACAACGACCCGAAGGUGUGAAGAAAGCAAAGGCCAAGCGUAAAGGGAAAGAAGUAGCUUCGGACAGUGGUUCGUCUGAGCUUAGCGAACGAAUGAAGGAAUUGGCAACAAUUCGCGAGAGGGAGGCCAUUCUGAAGGAAGAGCGGAUCAAAAUUGAAAGGGAGAAGGAACAGAGGAAAAGGGAGGAACUUGACAUUCAUAAGAUGAAAACCUGGUUUGAUAUGGUGCAAGCUAUGAAGAAUUCGCCUACUCCACUCACUCCUGAAGAAGAGUCGUACAAGAAUUUCUUACUGGGUAAAUUACAGGGCUUAUAAGCAUGUUUGGUUGUAGUAGGUGUACGCUUGUAUUAGUUAAGUUUUUAAUUAUGCGCAAUGUAGUCUUUUAUGUUUAACAUGUAUUAGUGGUGUGUUUAAUUUCACUGUCAUAUGUAAACUUGUAUUCUGAUUUUCCAAUAUUGAAUGACAAGUUGUUUAACAAGUUGAUUUCA